AUCAUGGGUUACCAGAGUCUAUGUAUAAUGGUACAUUUAUUGAUCCAGUAAUUGGAGAUGUAAUUCAAAGAAACCAUCUCUUAAAUUACAGAUGGGAUGAAAUAGAAAUUCAAAGUUCAUCUGAAUGA
This is a messenger RNA of Entrophospora candida, 128 nucleotides long. Lineage: Eukaryota; Fungi; Glomeromycota; Glomeromycetes; Entrophosporales; Entrophosporaceae. The record is from the annotation of a GenBank genome assembly.